CAUUCGCAGGCAAACUGUAUAAACACCUCCUUCCACUUGGCGGGCCUGUGUCUUCCAAUUCCCCCAAUCUCUUCGCUUUCUCUGUCUCCCUUUUUCUCCUUUUAAACUGAAAAAAAAAAAAAUCUCUCUCUUUGUCUUCCUCUCUCCUCAAUCCUCAGUACAAAGCUCAUUGCUUUUUUGGCUCAGUUUCCACUCUCAAGAUCAAAAUUUGAGAUCCUGGGGCCUCUCUGUUUCCCUGUUCCAAGCUCGAGAUAUGUUAUAGUGCAAGUACGAGAAUUGCCGAACUUGGGUACGAGAAUUGCUGAACUCGGGUUUGAAUGCUUCAAUCUGAGAUUCUGAACUGAAGAUUUUGUCGUGCUUUACUCCUCAACAACUGGGUAUCUGCUGCUCGGUUCGAUCUCCGAUGGAAAUAGACACGGCUUCCAUCGUGACUGGACUGGGAAUGUUCUCAUCAUCUGAUCACACUUCGGUGAUCGUCUCGCUGAACCUCUUCGUGGCCCUCUUAUGCACGUGCAUCGUGGUGGGCCACUACCUGGAGGAGAAUCGGUGGAUGAACGAAUCAAUCACGGCUCUCGCCAUCGGCCUGUGUACUGGGAUCAUCAUAUUACUAACUACUAAGGGAAAGAGUUCACAUCUCAUGGUGUUCAGCGAGGAUCUCUUUUUCAUCUAUCUUCUCCCACCGAUUAUAUUCAACGCCGGAUUCCAAGUGAAAAAGAAACAAUUUUUUCGAAACUUCAUGACUAUCAUGCUCUUUGGUGCAGUAGGGACACUGAUAUCAUUCGCCAUCAUAUCCUUCGGUGCUAUACACAUUUUCAAGAAAAUGAGAAUUGGUUCCCUUGAGAUCGGAGAUUACUUAGCAAUCGGAGCGAUAUUCUCUGCAACAGAUUCUGUAUGCACCUUACAGGUUCUUAAUCAGGACGAGACUCCUCUGUUAUACAGUCUGGUUUUUGGGGAAGGAGUCGUGAACGAUGCUACCUCUGUGGUUCUCUUCAAUGCUAUCCAGAGCUUUGACCUUUCCCACAUCAACUCGAGCAUAGCCUUGCAGUUCAUCGGCAACUUCUUGAACUUAUUCAUCUCGAGCACGAUGCUGGGCAUUUUGGCUGGACUGCUGAGUGCCUAUAUUAUCAAGAAACUCUACUUUGGCAGGCACUCGACAGAUCGAGAGGUUGCUCUCAUGAUCUUAAUGGCUUACCUCUCUUAUAUGCUUGCAGAACUCUUCUACUUGAGUGCCAUACUCACGGUGUUUUUCUGCGGGAUCGUCAUGUCGCACUACACAUGGCACAACGUAACCGAGAGCUCAAGAGUGACAACAAAGCAUGCCUUUGCCACUCUAUCAUUUGUCGCCGAGAUCUUCAUCUUCCUUUAUGUCGGGAUGGAUGCAUUAGAUAUCGAGAAGUGGGGAGUAGUCAGCAAUAGUCCCGGGAAAUCUAUCGGAGUGAGCUCAAUAAUUCUGGGACUGGUUCUUGUUGGACGAGCAGCUUUUGUGUUUCCCCUGUCUGUUUUAUCCAACUUGACUAAGAAGUCAAAGGAUGAGCAAAUCGACUUCAAGCAACAAAUCACCAUAUGGUGGGCGGGUCUUAUGCGUGGAGCUGUGUCCAUGGCACUCGCUUAUAACCAGUUUAGUCGAUCCGACACGAAAUUGCGCGGGAAUGCUUUCAUGAUCACAAGCACUAUCACAGUGGUUCUGUUUAGUACUGUGGUCUUCGGGCUGCUGACGAAACCGCUGGUGAGGAUACUCCUUCCUUCAUCAAAGCACCUAAACGGCAUGGCCACCUCUGAGCCAUCCAGUCCCAAAUCCUUCACCUUGCCGCUUCUAGACAAGGACCCAGAGACCGAUCAAAAUGACAGUAAAUCAAUAGUGCGCCGGCCGACCAGCCUACGCAUGCUCCUGAGCACUCCCUCCCACACAGUUCACCACUAUUGGCGGAGGUUUGAUGACGCUUUCAUGAGGCCGGUCUUCGGGGGUAGAGGUUUCGUGCCUUACAUACCGAUCUCUCCCUCCGAUCAGAAUGACAACCAAUGGCACUAACCGGAUAUUGAACGUAUAGAAUCUGCUUUUCUACUCACUAAUAUAAUGUUUGUAAAUAGGCCGCGGAAUCGGCUUUCUGUGUGUGAGUUGUGAAUCUCGAAGAGCGAUUUUACUGAGUAGAUACGUUGACAGAAAAUGUGCUUAGGAUAGAGGUUUUGGCUUUUGGGGGGUGUUCCUGGUCCCAAGAAAUGGGACACAGGCAUACAGUACAGCUAACCGGUUCCCGAUUGGGUGGGGAAAUGAGGUACAGUCGAGUCGAGUAGAGUCGAGCUGAGCUGGAUCUCUGGCAGCAGCCCUAUAUUUGUUCGUGGCUGCUCCGAGUUUUGUCACGGGUUUGAUUCCCAAUAUUCCGUUUCUCAUACGAUUUCCUGUAUCAAACAUAUGAUGGGCUUGUAAUCUUCCCUUUCUUGAUAUGAGUAGAGGUUUCCUGAUAUUUGGAUACCUCCUAUUAUAAUUUUUUCCAAA
Molecule: messenger RNA, 2494 nt
Organism: Punica granatum (pomegranate)
Lineage: Eukaryota; Viridiplantae; Streptophyta; Magnoliopsida; Myrtales; Lythraceae
Source: RefSeq, a predicted model, not a curated record